CUUUUCUCGCGAAAUUCAACACCCAUCUCUGAUUUGCCCAUUUCACUCGGAUUCUCCGGUAAAGAUGGAUAUUGAUGAAAUUAUCGGAGAACCAUUAGCUCGCCCUGUGAAUCUUCCGACAAAAAGUGCAAUCUAUGUCUGGGGAUACAACCAGAGUGGGCAGACUGGUCGGAAGGGGAAAGGACGCCAAUUGCGGAUACCAAAGCAGCUCUCUCCCGACCUUUUUGGGUGCCCAGCAGGGGCUAAUGCCCGUUGGUUGGAUAUUGCCUGCGGUCGGGAGCAUACAGCCGCCGUGGCCUCAGAUGGGUCGCUUUUCACUUGGGGUGCUAAUGAGUUUGGUCAACUGGGAGAUGGCACCGAGGAGGGUAGGAAGCACCCCAAGAAAGUAAAUCAAUUGCAGACAGAAUUUGUUAAAUCUGUAUCUUGUGGAGCACAUUGCACUGCCGCCAUUGCAGAACCUCGUGAAAAUGAUGGAACCAUCUCAACACGUAGCCUCUGGGUUUGGGGACAGAAUCAGGGAUCAGAUUUUCCGCGUCUAUUUUGGGGUGCCUUCACUCCAAAUACAAUAAUCUGCCAAGUUUCCUGUGGAGCAGUUCAUGUAGUGGCUUUAUCUGAAGAAGGCCUAUUACAAGCUUGGGGUUACAAUGAAUACGGUCAGCUUGGCAGAGGCUUUACUUGUGAAGGUCUGCAGGGUCCUCGCUUGAUAACAGCUUAUGCAAGGUUCCUUGAUGAAGCUCCUGAGCCUGUGAAGAUUACCCAAGUGUCAUGUGGGGAGUACCACACAGCAGCUAUAUCAGAAAAAGGCGAGGUCUAUACUUGGGGGCUUGGAAAUAUGGGCCAACUUGGACAUUGUUCCCUCCAAUCUGGUGACAAAGAGUUAAUACCAAGGAGAGUGGGUGCACUGGAUGGAAUAGUCAUCAAGGAUAUGGCCUGUGGUGGUGUGCAUACUUGUGCUUUAACUUCAACAGGAGCUCUUUAUGCAUGGGGUGGUGGUCAAGCAGGGCAGUUGGGCCUUGGCCCCCAAACAGAUUUUUUUUCAAUCAGCCCUGAUAACUCUAGUGCAUUCUUUCGUAAUAUUCCUGCUUUAGUUAUUCCCAAUGGUGUGCAACUGGUUGCAUGUGGACACUGUCACACACUUGUUUACAUGAGGGAUGGAAGAAUUCAUGGAUGGGGCUACAAUAGCUAUGGUCAGGCAGCCAAUGAGAAAUCUACUUAUGCCUGGUAUCCAUCACCAGUUGAUUGGUGUGUUGGCAAAGUGCGAAAACUGGCAGCUGGCGGUGGCCAUUCUGCUGUGUUAACUGAUGCAUGUUCAUUGAAAGAGUUAUGUGAGUUCAAGCUGGCAGACAGUAUAACCCCAUUAAAUGCUUCUGAGAUUGAGGAUGUUGCAUUCAGAACAGGGUCAGAUUCUUUAGCACGCCUUUGUGAAAGAUUGAGGGAGCAGCUGAUUGACAGUGGUGGUGACUGUGACCAUGAAGAUGACAUCAAGAGUGGGAAGAAUUGAAGAAAUUGUUGUUACAGCUUGAUGAUUAUGAAGAUGGCACUUUGUAUUUCCAGUUGCACACCUUCAUUAUCAUUCUGUUUAGGACUAAUAACAAAUUAUUUACAUUAAAAAAAAAAAAAAAAACUGUUGAUUUGUGUAUCAUAAUGUAUUCCACUGUGAUUGCGUGGACGACAUAUUUGGUUAAUUAGGACUUAGGACUGUCGUCAAAACAAGCAGUGGCAUUGUUAUGAACAACUUGUAUUUAUGAUCAUUGAGCAUUCAUGGAACUCAAA
Rubroshorea leprosula is the source of this 1773-nucleotide messenger RNA. The record is from the annotation of a GenBank genome assembly. Lineage: Eukaryota; Viridiplantae; Streptophyta; Magnoliopsida; Malvales; Dipterocarpaceae.